AUGCGUCGUGCCUUGUGCUUGGGUGCUCUGGCCACCGCUAGUGGCAAAGUGUACUUCUCCGAGACCUUCGGUGAUGGAUGGGAGAGCCGCUGGACCUCUAGUGAGUGGAAGAAGAGCGAUGGCACGCAGGGCACGUGGAAGGCAUCAGCUGGCAAAUGGUUUAGCGAUGAGAAAGAGGAUCAGGGGAUCCAAACAGCCGAGGACUCACGUUUCUUCGGCCUGUCUGCCGGCUUUGAUUCCUUCAGCAAUGCGGGCAAGGACCUCAUCAUCCAGUAUCAGGCCAAGUACGAGAAGGACAUUGAGUGCGGAGGUGGCUAUGUCAAGGUGGGCCCCAAGCUCAGCGAUCCCACCAGCUUCGGCGAUCCCACAACCUACAACAUCAUGUUCGGCCCAGACAAGUGUGGUUAUACGAAGCGAACCCAUUUGAUCUUCAACUACAAGGGCAAGAAUGUGUUGAAGAAGUCAGACCUGGCCUACAAGCAGGAGGGUGAAGGCACCUCUCAUGUCUACAGGCUGGUGUUGAAGCCAGACAACACUGCUCGAGUAGAAAUCGAUGGUGAGAAGAUUUACGAGGGAUCUUUGAAGGAAGAUUGGGAGUUGUUGGCUCCUAAGGAGAUCAAGGAUCCUGAUGACAAGAAGCCCAGUGAUUGGGUCGACGACAGCAUGAUGGAUGACCCGGCGGACAAGAAGCCGGAGAAUUGGGUGGAGGAGAAGCGCAUUGUGGAUGCCAAUGCCAAGAAGCCAGAUGACUGGGACGAUGAGGAGGAUGGCGAAUGGGAGGCACCAAUGAUCGACAAUCCUGAGUACAAGGGUGAGUGGACGGUGAAGCGAAUCUCGAACCCAGCUUACAAAGGCAUUUGGGAGGCAAAGAAGAUUGCCAACCCUGAAUUCGUGGAUGAUGACAACCUCUACAAGUACGAUGACUUCGGCUUCAUUGGUUUUGACUUGUGGCAGGUGAAGGGCAACACAAUUUUUGAUAACAUCAUAAUUACCGACGAUGUUGCUGAGGCUGACAAGUUUGUGCAGAAAUGGAAAACACUCAGUGAGGUGGAGAAAGCGAAGAAGAAGGAGGAGGACGAUGCCAAGGCGGAGGAGGCGAAGAAAGCCGCUGAGUCGACGGAUUCCAAGGAUGACGACGACGACGAUGAUUCCGAGGACUGA
Molecule: messenger RNA, 1161 nt
Organism: Durusdinium trenchii
Lineage: Eukaryota; Dinophyceae; Suessiales; Symbiodiniaceae
Source: the annotation of a GenBank genome assembly